Molecule: messenger RNA, 645 nt
Organism: Suillus paluster
Lineage: Eukaryota; Fungi; Basidiomycota; Agaricomycetes; Boletales; Suillaceae
Exons: 6
Source: RefSeq, a predicted model, not a curated record
CAGUUGCUCGUUCAUUCAGGUCAUGCAUUGCCUAUUACUGAUGUUCCUCUUGCGCAGGGGUAAAGAGUGCAACGCUGCAGCGGAUGUGAAAACUAUGUUUCUACUCCUUCACCGAAACCUCACAACAACGAUCCGCAGGAGGCGGACAGCAUGGAAGUGGCCGGUUGUGCGGCUGCUUCUAAGCGGUCUUGAUGAUGUUCGGGUAAGACCACUUGGUUCGUUGUAUGCCAUUGCCUGUAUCGUAUUUUGGACUACAGUCAGUCUUGCGGCAAUCAAUUGGCUCAUCAUUGGUAUUGCUCGGAUCAUAUCUUCUUGGGGUCGUGAACUUAGCAGAUCGGGUUCAGGCAUGUGGCGCCAGUUUGAGAGUAUUGGAUUCAUUCUUGCCAGUGUCACCAGUAGUGACGCCCCCUGCGUUGAUGAGAUUUUUACUUAUUGUCCAUCGGGCUCUCGGUAUCACCCCUCACACGCAGUGGCGUGCAGUCAUAGAUCCCCUACUUUUGCAAACCGCCUGGGCGUCGAUGACUUACAAUAUCACGUUGGACGGGGUCUCGCGCACUGGAGCCCGCAGAAUGUCCUACCAUAUAACCCACCAUCAGAUCUUGCCGAUCAGUCCGGGGAUCUCUCUUCCGUUAUCUACAUUAGCCC